Molecule: messenger RNA, 1587 nt
Organism: Capronia coronata CBS 617.96
Lineage: Eukaryota; Fungi; Ascomycota; Eurotiomycetes; Chaetothyriales; Herpotrichiellaceae
Exons: 2
Coding region: 1-1587 (528 amino acids)
Source: RefSeq, a predicted model, not a curated record
AUGUCCCCGUUACCACGCAAAUCCCUCCUCAUCGCAUCCCUAUUGACAUGGCUUCCUGUCUGCAUCCACGCUCAUAUGCAAUUGAGUUGGCCCUACCCCCUACGAAGUCCUCUUGACCCUGAUGUCCCCUACUACGAGAAAGACUACUCUAUGACAUCUCCUCUCCUGCCUGACGGCUCUGAUUAUUCCUGCAAACACUACACGAAGGACUACGCCGAUACUAACGUGACUAAAGCAACUUAUGUGGCAGGUGGUACCUACGACAUGUGGUUAAACGGGACAGCAACCCACGACGGAGGAUCUUGUCAGUUAUCGCUGUCGUAUGACAAUGGAGCCACCUUCAAAGUCAUCAAGUCGAUAAUUGGCGGUUGUCCCAUUGUCAGAACCUACGAUUUCACCAUUCCCGAAUACGCGCCGGCCUCGGACACGGCCCUCUUGUCUUGGAGCUGGUUCAACCUUGAAGGUAACAGAGAGUUCUACCAGAAUUGUGCCAGAGUCAAGAUUGUCAGCAACCAGGCCCAACGCUACCGUCGGACUCCCUUCAAGCGACAGACCUCCAUGAAUGAUCUCCCGGAUAUCUUCACCUGCAACAUUGGCAAUGGCUGUCAGACCAUUGAGGGUGAGGACGUUAUAUUUCCCAACCCCGGCAACGAUGUCGUCUAUGGCCAAGACGCCAUUACUCCGCAUUCUGGAAUUGGAUACACAAUCUCGGGGGCUCCGGCAACGUCUACUGCGAGUACGACGCCUGCUACUGCUGGACUUUCCGACUCUCCUACUACGGCUGCCGCGACUUCUACUAGCUCUGGAUUCCCGAGCGCUCUGGUCACCACUACAACUGGAACUCCCUUGGAAACGACCACUUCACAGCCUCCCUUCCCGAUAGCCAACACCACCAUAACCACCGGACUUCCCUCUGGAACUGGACUCCCGGACCCUUCUGGACCUAUACUUACCCUCACAGGAAGCAUUACAUACUUCACACCCACUUCGACAAGUAGCCUUAGCACGGCAACGAUGACCGGGACCUCGACCGAGCCCUCGUUAUUGACUGAGAGUUCUACGCCGUCAUCGACUGAAAGCUCUACAUCCUCAUUACUCAGCUCUAUAUUCAUGCCGUCAUUCCUCAGCUCUAUAUUGUCGCCUACAGAGACCACGAGCAUACCGACAACCUUCAUCACCCUCACUACCUCCCCUCCAUCUUCCGAACCGUCCACAUCAUCACCAAUGUCAAUCUCUACCCCUACCUCUACAUCAACAACAACAUCCGCACCAUCCGCACCAUCCGCAUCAGCGACGUCCUCCUGCGUCCCAGGCACAUUCGAAUGCAACUCUCUCACAACCUUCUCACAAUGCGUGAGCACAUCAUCCUCGUCGACCACGUAUGUGUAUAUGGGAUCUGUGGCCGCAGGGAUGCAGUGUGUCAACGGUCAGUUCGUACGUGAGAGCUCGGGCACAUGUACUCCCUCGGGCAGUAUCUUCUGUAACGGCGAGAAUGCGUUUUACCUGUGCGACCAGGGCGGGUUGGUGGAUAUGGGCCCUGUGGCACCUGGGACGGCGUGUCGCAACGGAGUGAUUGGAUUCGCCUAG